Molecule: messenger RNA, 4761 nt
Organism: Diaporthe citri
Lineage: Eukaryota; Fungi; Ascomycota; Sordariomycetes; Diaporthales; Diaporthaceae
Exons: 3
Coding region: 1-4761 (1586 amino acids)
Molecular function (GO): protein binding
Source: RefSeq, a predicted model, not a curated record
AUGAGUCACAACUUGCUGUGGAAAGCCUAUCAUGAGGACAACGUCGACAAGUUUCGGCGCCUGCUGGCCCCCGCCGCCUACAAUGCCCAGAGCGCUUCCAAGAGCCCCAGCAUAGGAACAGGAGGAUCCGCCAGCCCCGGCGCAUUCGGGACAUCACCCAGGAAUGCCCCCAAGUCGCGCAAGGCCUCGGCCCUGGGGCCAGGCGCAGGAGGUGCGCGUUCUGGCAACGUGAACUUUGGUCGCGCCGAAGUCAACAGCCGCGACUACAUGGGCCUGACCAUUCUCCUGCGCGCCGCAUCCUCCGACUCCGAGAACGCCAUCGCCUUCGUCGAAGCCCUGCUCGAUCACCCUGCCGUCGAUAUCUAUAUGCAAGACCCCGAGAGUGGCUGGAAUGCCCUCCAUCGCGCGCUGUAUACGGGCAACGUCUCGAUCGCGAGACUGUUGCUAGACAAAGAGCGAAGAGACCUUUCUGGCCUGACCGUUGGCGCAUCUGUCGCCAAAGUUGGAAGGCUCAUAAAGACAAAGGAUAACGAGGGCAACAGUCCAUUCGACUUGUACAACUCGACUAUUGGCGAACGCAAUCUGAAGAGCCUGGAUAACGCGGAUAACUCGGAUGAUGAUUCAGAAAGCGAGGAAAUCGCGGUUGCGACGGACAAUGUUGCCAGCGGUGGUCUGCUCGACCUGAACAAUGGCACCGAGGUCUUCGCGUUUGGCAGCAACAAGAACUUGUCCCUUGGUCUCGGAGACGAGGAUGACCGGCAGUUCCCCGAGCGGGUCUAUCUUGAGCGCCCUGGCCAUUUGAUCCAGAGGUUCUACGAAGAAUAUCUGGAGAAAGGCGGUGUUGAGACGCCCGACCAAAUCCCAACGCUCACUCGUCACAAGGAGCUGCUCGUGCACGACGUCGCCUUGUCGAAAUACCACAGUGCCAUUUUGACGACCGACCCUGUUUCCAACCUGUACGUUUGUGGUAUUGGCCGUGGGGGUAGACUCGGACUGGGAGACGAGAACACGCGGUUCACAUAUACCCCAGUCCAAGGUAGCCUCGCGAAUAAGAAAGUGACUCAAGUUGCAGUGGGACAGAACCACACUUUGGCAGUCACGUCAGAAGGUGGCUUGUAUAGCUGGGGGUCCAAUGCCAACUCGGCGCUCGGCUAUGCGCUGCCUGAGCCCCCUCCUGGAGAAGAGGCUAUGAGUCUUUUACCCCGGCAGCUGUUCGGGCCACUCAAAAAGGAGGUCAUCGUUGGUGUCGCUGCAUCAACUAUUCACUCGGUGGCAUUCACGAGUGCUGGCAGUCUUUACUGCUGGGGUCGCAACACCGGACAGCUGGCUCUGAUGGACGCCGAUUCGCGUUCACUCGAGGUACAGCAGACACCCAGGAAAGUAGCCGCCUCCUUAUUGAACAGCGGUAUCACCAUGGUUUCGGCCAUCGACAAGGCGACCACCUGCCUUCUCGCGAACUACACCGUGGUUGUGUUCACAAGUUAUGGCUACAACGUCGUGAAAUUUCCUUUCGGUGAAGUCGGGCUGGCAAGUCAUCAUCUGGGCAAUAUAUCCAUGUCUUCGCGUUACGACGCAGAGCGGAACCGGAUCAAGUAUAUUGCCUCGGGCGGCGAGACCAUCGUAGGAGUGAGUGGUCGUGGCGACCUCUUCUCCAUGAAUCUCACCAAGAAAGCGGAUACUCAAUUGUCGAUGUCCACUACCAACCCUUCAAAAAUCAAAGGUGCUGUCAGCCAGCCAAUCUGCAUCUGGAACGCUCACAAGGACGGGGUAAGGUCCGUCGACGUUGGCGAGCAUGGUUCAGUCAUAAUCAGCACGCAAACAGGGGCAGUGUGGCGGCGUAUCCUCCGGGCCAAAGCGAAAGACACUCACGUGGCUGGUUCCAGUGAAGCCAAACGCAAGGAUUUCAAAUUCCAGCGUGUCCCUAGCAUCACCAACAUCGUCACUGUACGGAGCUCUGUCUUCGGAGCCUUUGCUGCCGUUCGAAAAGACUCUGAAGUCAUGCGCGAGCAAGUCACCGUUGGUCGUCAGACCCUCUGGGACGACAUCGCGCCGCUCAAUUGUCUCCGGGACUUCAAAUCGUCCGACCCAGGCCCGAAAGGAAAGGCCAUCAUCAAAACCUGGGAUGCCGGUACGCUUCAGCAGAGACUGGGGGCCGUCGCGUAUGAAGUGCUGAAAUCCCCCAACCUCGAAACGGACCUUCAGCACUACUUGCUGUCGUGGCGUGCCGGGAACGAAUCUUCACAGUCUGCUCUGGACACUGUCAUCCGCUCCUCGUCUCUUCCAGAGCUCCAAGUCCCAGUUCACAGCUGGUUACUAUCCGCCAGGAGCCCUACUCUCCGUCAAGCUUUAUGGUCCUUUCGAACCAUUGGCACUUACAAACCUUCUGAUGUGUUCAUCAUUGAAACCCAUGACGAAAAAAUUGUCGUGACCUUUGCUGGGAUUGACAUCAUUUCACUAUUAAAUCUGGUUGUCUACAUGUACGAAGAUCGUGUCAUUCCGGCAUGGAAUUACACUCGCCACGAUCCGUCACUGGCCUAUAGGUAUCGCCAAAUCCGAGCUGAAGUCGUCAGGACAGCGAACAACCUGGAGCUGGGAAAGCUGGAAGCCGCAGCCCAGAAGCAAGUCGACCCUCAAAGACAACUAGAUGAGGAUUUGCGAUCAGCCCUGGGGGAUCCACAGUUUUUCGAGGACGCCGACGCGGUUUUGGAGCUCGACGGCGAUGAAUUGCUAGUUCAUAGCGGCUUGUUGUGUCAGAGGUGCCCGUUCUUCGAGGGACUGUUCUACGGACGCUCCCAGGGUAUGUGGCUAGCAAGCCGCCGUGAUGCCCAGGGGCCUUCAGAAAGGAUACCCGUCGAUCUGAAGCACAUCGAUCCAGAGACUUUCAAAUUUGUUCUGAGCUAUCUUUACUCUGACACAGGGGACCGAAUGUUCGACGGAGUGGUGGCUGACAAUCUGGACGAAUUUACGGACUUGGUAAUGGACGUUCUUUCCGUCGCCAAUGAGCUUAUGCUUGACCGCCUGUCGCAAAUUUGCCAGCAGGUCUUGUCUCGGUUUAUCAACACGCGCAACAUCGCACAUUUCCUGAACGCCAUCAGUCCAUGUUCCGUUACCGAAUUCAAAGACGCCGGCCUGGAAUAUAUCACUCUUCAGUUGGAAAACAUGCUCGAGAAUAACCUUCUAGCCGAGCUCGACGAGGAGCUAUUACUUGACCUGGACGAAGUGGUCAGAGGCAAUCAGCUUGCUCGUUACCCUUUCGCAAGGAGCGGUCGGGCAACACUCCUGCUUCACGAGCAAUAUCCGAACCUGGCACAGGACAUAGAUGAGGAAAGGCAACGCAGGGUGAAGGAAAUGGCCUUCAAGGCUAGCCAAAAGGAGGAUGAGAAGAAGCUUUCCUCCUCGCUCAAGGGCAAAUUUGGCAGCCUCGAAGACCUUCACCCCGCGUCUCCUUCUCUGGAUAGGUCCAAGGGCAAAGGGGCGGCGAGAAGAAAUGAGCCCUUUAGCCCUAACCUACGCCCGAAAGCUGGCCAGGCUGACCUGAUGUUCGAUAUGGAUGAGGAUGAAGGCCCGCUAGAGAGUCCAUCCAUGCGGCCUGAGAGGGCGAUAAAUCCAAGGAAGAAAGUCGAACUCGACCAAAUCCCUCCGCUGAGCGAGUCCUUCCGCGGUCAGCAGUCGAAACCCGUCCGACACUCGCCCUUGGGCUCUUCGCCAGCAGGGCUUGGACUAAGCUCGACUUCCGUGACUGACCAGCCUUCGGCCACGUCUCUCAAGUCAGGCAACCCGUGGGCUUCUUCAAAGUUGCCAACUGCUAAGCUUGACCUGCGAGAAAUCAUGAAUGAGACACCGCCUGCCCGUUCUGCUUUGUCUGCGGGGUUGGCUGCACAAAAAGCGAAAGAAGCCUCGGCCAAGCCUUCACAGACGAAGUUGUCACAAAAGGAGCGAAAGCGGCAGCAGCAGCUUCAAGCAGAGCAGGCGGCUCAGUUCGCCCAAGCGCUUUCGGACAAGACUGCAUGGGAAAAACCAACCACAGACCUCAAGUCACCGCCAUGGAAGGCAGUGUCUAGUGAGUCUAAAACCCCUUCUCAGGAUAUUCGUGCAGAUGCGCCAAGGUCAGCUCCGCCAAACACGAAGCCCCUUUUGGCGGCAGAAGCGUCAGGGAAGUCUAUUCCACGACGGACUCAGUCUCCAGAUACACGGCACUCUGGCCAGUCGCGGACACCGGCAGCAACACCACCUGUCCGCCCACCACCAAGGACUACUUCUACCUCCACCUUCUCGGCCGACAUGUCCAGCAAGCCUGUGGUUCCGCACUCCAAAUCGUACAUCAAACCAGCAACGAAGUCAGAGCCGAUCAUAGGGCUGAGCAUGUCCGAUAUCAUCGAUCAGGAGAGGCGUAAUCUGGAAAGCGUGAAGGAGGCAGUUGCCAAGCGCAGCCUGAUGGAGAUCCAGCAGGAGCAGGCGUUCCAAGAGUGGUGGGAGGAGGAGUCACGGCGGACGCAGGAGGAAGAGGCGAGGAGGUCAACCAGAGAGAAGGAGCGGGAGGAAGGGAGAAGCAGCAAAGGCAGACGAGGCCGGAGCGGGAAGCCCAGAGGCGGCAGAGGGGGCGGGGCCAGCGGUGUCAACCCUGGCCCCAGCGCCGACACGGCCAUCACUGCGGCUGCCGAGGGCGAGGCGGCGAGACAACAGAACCAGGACCAGGGGCGAGGAGGCCGGGGCAACAGGCGCGGCAGGGGUCGUGGUGGUGCUGCGAAGGCCUCGACUUGA